UAAAGGAAAAAUAAUAAAUAUUCUAUAUUCAAUUUCGAAAUUAUUGAAAAAUAAACAUACAGGGUGUCCCCCAAAAAUGUACACACGCACUUUGCAUGGCUAUAAAGGCAGUUGCCUAUUGAAAUACAUUUUGUUUUCAUUUAACAGCCCCUCCUCGGCUUCAACCGGGUGUGGAUGCAAAGAUGUGGGGCCAGGGCUGCCCGAAAUGAUUUUCAAGAGAGGCUGGAAAUCUGGAUUUUUAAUGCAAAAAUUGUUUCCCAAUUUUUAAGCAGGGGCUACUAAGUUUUAAACAUUAGAGAGAUGCAUUCUAUCUAACCCCUGGGUAGAAGUUGUGGAGCCGAAGGGGAGAGAUAUUAAUGUAGGUGGGAUUCUUUUUUUCUCUUUCAUUUUGUCCAUGUUAAUGCAGAUGACUGCUCUCGCACAAGAUGCAUAUGCAAGAACCCUGGGUGUUACAUAGUAACCGUGUGUACUGUAGCAUUUUCACACUCUGAUUUCUUGCAACAAAAUAACUCUUUUUCCAUGUGGAAUGAUACUUUUCAUGCCUACUCCCUGUAAUCGAUCUUAAUACCGAUUUUUUUUCCCCCCCAGAACUUUUGUUAUCUGUAGUGAGGAAUUUUUUUUCUCUUAUUUUUACUCUAGUUUGUUAUAAGACCUCAUUAUGAGUGACCAAAUCAAAUUCAUUGUGGACAAUCUCAAUAAGGAGCCUUUUAGGAAGAACUAUAAUUUAAUCACAUUUGAUUCCCUGGAGCCAAUGCAACUAUUACAAGUUCUCAAUGAUGUUCUGGCUGAGAUUGACCCAAAGCAAGUUGUUGAUAUCAGAGAGGAGAUGCCAGAGCAUACAGCCAAACGGAUGUUGAGCCUUCUUGGUAUCCUCAAGUACAAGCCUCCAGGAAAUGCCACAGACAUGAGUACCUUUCGGCAGGGUCUGGUGAUUGGAAGUAAACCUGUAAUUUACCCCGUGCUCCACUGGCUGCUUCAGAGGACUAAUGAACUGAAGAAAAGGGCAUAUUUAGCUCGUUUCUUAAUAAAAUUGGAGGUACCAAGUGAGUUUCUUCAGGAUGAAACUGUGGCUGAUACCAAUAAACAGUAUGAAGAGUUGAUGGAGGCCUUUAAAACACUGCAUAAGGACUGUGAGCAGCUUAAGUCCUCUGGAUUUUCUACAGCAGAAAUCAGAAGGGAUAUCAGCGCCAUGGAGGGGGAGAAGGAGCAGCUCGCGAAGAGAGUGGAGCGGCUGAAGAAGCGGGUGGAGACGGUCCCGAGUCACCAGCGGAUGCUCCAAACAGCGAGGCAGCUGCGAGUGGAAAAGGAGCGGGAAGGCUUUCUCGCGCAGCAGAAGCAGGAGCAGAAGAACCAGCUGUUCCACGCAGCACAGAGGCUGCAGAGAGUCCAGAACCAGCUGAAAAGCAUGCGCCACGCGGCCGCGGACGCCCGGCCCGAAAGUUUACUGAAGAGACUAGAGGAGGAGAUGAAGUUUAAUUCAUAUAUGGUGACGGAAAAGUUCCCUAAAGAAUUAGAGAACAAGAGGAAGGAACUGCACUUCUUACAGAAAGUGGUGUCAGAGCCUGCGAUGGGCCCCUCUGACCUUCUUGAGCUGGAAUCCAAAAUAAAUGAAGUAAACGCACAGAUCAAUCAGCUGAUCGAAAAGAAAAUGUUGAGAAACGAGCCCAUGGAGGGCAAGCUGUCCCUGUACAGACAGCAGGCGUCCAUCAUUUCUCGUAAAAAAGAAGCCAAAGCGGAGGAACUCCAGGAGACAAAGGAGAAGCUAGCCAGCCUGGAGCGGGAGGUGUCCGCGAAGACGGACCAGGCCCGGGAGCUUGAUGGCACCGAAGUCCUGAAGGGAGACGAGUUCAAGCGAUACGUCAGUAAACUGCGGAGCAAGAGCACGGUUUUCAAAAAGAAGCAUCAGAUAAUAGCCGAGUUUAAAGCCGAGUUCGGGCUCCUGCAGAGGACGGAGGAGCUCCUCAGGCAGCGCCACGAGAACAUCCAGCGCCAGCUGCAAACCAUCGAGGAUAAAAGGGGUAUAUCUGGGUACAGCUACACCCAGGAAGAGCUGGAGAGGGUGUCCGCGCUGAAGAGCGAGGUUGACGACGCGAAGGGGCGCACGCUGGACGACAUGUCGGAAAUGGUCAGAAAACUGAACUCACUGGUAUCUGAAAAGAAGUCCGCCCUGGCCCCCGUCAUAAAAGAGCUGCGGCAACUGCGUCAAAAAUGCCAAGAGCUAACCCAGGAGUGUGACGAAAAGAAAGCCCAGUAUGACAGCUGUGCCGCAGGCCUCGAAAGCAACCGGUCCAAGUUAGAGCAGGAGGUCAGAGGGCUCCGAGAAGAGUGUCUCCAGGGAGAAAGCAAAUACCAUUACACAAACUGCAUGAUUCGGAGUCUCCAGGUGCAGCUGCACCGUGCAACGGAGGAGAUGAAGGCCUACGUCUCUCCCGAUCAACAGGAAAAGAGAAAGGCCAUCAGGGAACAGUAUACGAAAAAUAUUGCUGAACAGGAAAACCUUGGAAAGAAACUUCGGGAGAAACAGAAAGCUGUACGAGAAAGUCACGGUCCAAAUAUGAAACAAGUGAAAAUGUGGCGAGAUUUCGAGCAGCUGAUGGAAUGUAAGAAACAGUGCUUUCUGAAACAAAACCAGACUUCCAUCGGGCAGGUAAUUCAGGAGGGCGGAGAGGACCGCCUGGUGCUCUGACCGCGCGUCCUCGCGGGGUCUUAGUUGGCACGACUCCCUCCAAGCAUCUCCCACGAGCAUUUAUUUUCUCCAGAGUGGUUUGUGCAACACUUUGCUUUCCGAUUAGCCACUCCCUGUUAAACUUUCUUGGAAAAUAAUGUUAAGGCAGAUUACGGUUUUAAAGUUUUUUUAAAACGGAAAAAAAGGCUUUUAUUAGUUUAGACAUCAGGGUGUCUUCUGAGUUUUAUGAGACAGGAGACGAAGUUCACUGUAUGUCAUGUAAUCAUAUGUCCAUUAAGAAACGUGUUGUUUUUUAAAAAUGUGGUGACCCAAUGGCUUAAUGUUUUUCUUAAUCUUUUUUUAACUUUAGAAGAAUCUUUUAGGAACUAAUAUCUCUUGUUUUGAAGAAACAUUUAUGUGAAGUUCAGCAAUUCCUACAGUUUCACUUCAAUUUCUUUUUCUUCUGUCAAAUUCAAGAAAAUUUAAUCUUUUGAAUAACAUAUUUGUUCUAUCCAUAUUAUUUAAAGGCAAAUAAAACUUGGUGUACAUA
This is a messenger RNA of Miniopterus natalensis, 3215 nucleotides long. It is a transcript of the gene IFT81, whose product is annotated as intraflagellar transport 81. Gene Ontology annotation, molecular function: tubulin binding. Gene Ontology annotation, biological process: cilium assembly; intraciliary transport. Lineage: Eukaryota; Metazoa; Chordata; Mammalia; Chiroptera; Miniopteridae. Gene Ontology annotation, cellular component: ciliary basal body; intraciliary transport particle B. The record is from RefSeq and is a predicted model, not a curated record.